AUGGAAAAGAAAAACUUGAAUUGGAGACGUGUUGCAGUAGUAGGAACACAUAAUGAAUCAUCAGAAAAAGUUACAUCAGGAAAGGAAAUGGAUAUUAAAACCGUAGCUGUGGUACAGAAUUACCAUAGUUGUGAGAAAGCAGGUGCACCGCCGACGGCGCCUAAGUCUGCUGAAUACCAGGUUAUGGGUGGAUGCUAUAAAAACCGAAUCAUGUUUGCAAAGCGCAAUGGCUUUUACAUUUUCAAAGCAAUUGUGGUACAUUCCAGCUAUAGUUUCUGUGAACUUAGUACCACAUUUGGUGUGUUUAUAUAUGGAGCCUAUCCAGAAAUCACUUAUUCAUCAGAACUGGUGCUUGGUGCUUUCAUUUUGUCUGUUGCCAUGUCAUCCUCGGACUCGCCAGUUUCUUGGUUAGGGUCUCCAGCUAGUUGCAGUUCUCCAGUGCAAGUAAGAGGGCAAGGACGCCCCUCUUGUUUUCAUAAGAGAAUCAGUAAUGAGGAUGCUGAAGAGUUCCAAUGCAACAGUGACCAACAUAAUUCCCGUGACCCGAGUGAGAACAAUGAUGAUUGCUUAGAGUAUAAUGAAUGGAUCCCUCCAACCUCUGAUACGAUACAAAAAAUAAUUGCUCAAGUUGAAUUUUACUUAUCCGAUGAAAACUUGGCAGUGGAUAGUUUUCUACUAAAGCACAUGAAGAGGAAUAAAAUGGGUUACAUCAGCAUUAAACUUCUCACCUCAUUCAAAAAGGUGAAAUGCUUGACUAAGAACUGGAAGGUAACAGCUUAUGCACUGAAUUAUUCUAAAUUACUAGAAAUCAAUCCAGAAGGAAUAAAGGUUCGUCGAAAAAACCCAGUACCUGAAUUUCUCCUCUCGGUACCACCAAGUAAACGGAUACUGGCAUGGAAUCUUUGCAAGGAUUCUCCAGAGGACAAUAGUGAAAUAUGUGGCCAUAUAAACAUCAUGGAAACAGCAAUGAAAAUCUUUGGUUUUCAUGGUUCAAUCAGUUCAAUUCGCAUCUUGCAACCAGGUAAGGAAAUUCCUGCAGAACUGAAAAAGUAUUCAUUGAAGUAUCCAGAAGUUGGAACCAAAGUUUGUAUUUUGGUUGAGUAUGAAUGUUAUGAAGGUGCCAAAAAGGCUUACGAAGAGCUUGGCAAAAAGCACUGCCACAAUGGUGAAAAUCCAAAAGUUGUCAUACUGACAGGAAAAGGUACCAAAAAAAUAAAUGGCUUAGAUACAGAUGAAUCUGAAGAUUUAAAAAGAUCAAAUUCCAAAAAGUCUUCAAGAUGGCCAGCAAAGACAGAGCAGAUGCAAUAUACUAUGGGAGAGCCUGUUUACAGUUCUUCAGAAUCUGAUGGUGCUAAUUCACCUUCUGUCCAAAGAUAUCUGCAGCAUAGAAUAUGUGAUGCCUGUAACUGCAAUAGCCAAAUAUCAAGCACAGCUUCUUGGUCCCAGUCAUGGAGUGGUCAGCACUGCAGUCCGUGUAUUUCCCAUAGAAGCCUAACUUAUCACCAUCCAUCACCUCUAGCAGAUUUUGUUGGGCAAGAAGUUUGGCCCAGUCCAGGUACAAGUCCAGAAUUUACCAAGAAAUUCCAUGACCAUUUGCCAGAUAGUGGAAAUUAUUCUGGAAGUCCCUGGGUGCAAAGACGUAAGCUAGCUGCCAGUCAGGUUGCCUCUCUAGAAAUCAACCAAACAACAUGUAAGCAGUCGGUAAGGAAGCAUCAAAGUGGUACAGGCUUUCCUUCAGGAUUGGUCCGUCUUCCUUUUGGCCCAGAUGGCACUAAAGGUUUUCAUAACAGCAUUGGAAGAGGAAAGAUAGUUCUAAGACAUUGA
Molecule: messenger RNA, 1824 nt
Organism: Carcharodon carcharias (great white shark)
Lineage: Eukaryota; Metazoa; Chordata; Chondrichthyes; Lamniformes; Lamnidae
Product: la-related protein 6-like
Exons: 7
Coding region: 1-1824 (607 amino acids)
Biological process (GO): RNA processing
Cellular component (GO): CatSper complex; nucleus
Molecular function (GO): mRNA binding
Source: RefSeq, a predicted model, not a curated record